Messenger RNA from Paramuricea clavata, 824 nucleotides. NCBI's taxonomy places the organism in Eukaryota, Metazoa, Cnidaria, Anthozoa, Malacalcyonacea, Plexauridae. The record is from the annotation of a GenBank genome assembly.
AUGGCGGCAGAAAAUAUUUGUGCUGAUGUGCGAUUAGACGAUUUCACAGUCGAAUUAAAACCAGAAGACAUCCCUGGUGCUUCUGUUAAUGACAAGGAUAUCGGAAAGUUAAAUGUUAAUCAACUGAAAUUCUGGCUAAAGUGUCGUAGGGCGAAACAGGGUGGGAAUAAAAAGGGGCUUUUUGGAAGGUAAGCGUACUGCGUUCACACAUGAUGAUGAUCGCUAUGAUCAGUAUGAUGAUUGGGCAAUGUUUGUGUUCGCACAAUACAUUUUGCUUGACUAGUACUCGCUUUCUAGGGUGUGCAGUCUCAAUGCUAUGCCUGAAGUGAGGGAGAAGGUAUUUGACCCUGAUCCAAACAAAGCAUUAUAGGGAAAACGGCAUAAACUGUUCAAAUGCGGAAGUGGAAAACGAUGCUUCUGCCAGCUUGGGGAAGUUUCCUUCAGAUGACAGUGCUUACAACAAAGACUUCUCCAUACUACCAGUAUUUGUUCCAACAGAUACCCUAGAUCAUACUCAAAAGUGCGGGAAGUCAACCAAAAAAUCGGUUGAUGGUGACGCUAUUGCUGAUAUGUCAAGUUCGAAAGUACUUCGAAUGGUUUUAUUUGUGCACGAUAUGGAAGUUAGCAAAGCUGCAAAAAUCGUAGCAGCAGAGUGUGACAAAAUUUGUCCUGCUGGACGAAGUGGAUGUUGUUGCCAUGUGAUGGCUGUAAUCUGGAAGUUAGAGAAAUGUCCAGAAAUAGCAAAUUGCAAAAGCCUACACAGGAUGAUCGUGCAUGUACUUCCAAACCUAGGAAGUGGGGUAUCCCUGGUAGGAGAGAAGUAG